Molecule: messenger RNA, 1686 nt
Organism: Ustilaginoidea virens
Lineage: Eukaryota; Fungi; Ascomycota; Sordariomycetes; Hypocreales; Clavicipitaceae
Exons: 4
Coding region: 1-1686 (561 amino acids)
Biological process (GO): transmembrane transport
Molecular function (GO): transmembrane transporter activity
Source: RefSeq, a predicted model, not a curated record
AUGGCUUGUCACGAUUUGCCCCAGACAAACCAUCGUAGCCCAGAGAAACGAGAGCCCGGCCCGGCAGACGCCCGCAAGCUCCGCGCUCCCCAAGCCGUCAACCACGGCCACGGCCUCGUCCCUGAAACCGCUGAAACCUCCUCCAGCACCUGCAGCCAUGACGACCAAGCCCUCAUCUCCUGGGGACCUGACGACCCCCAAAACCCGCACAACUGGUCCACCCCCAGAAAGGCCUUCGUGGUCGUCAUAAUCGUCCUCAUGGUCUUCAACUCCAGCAUGUCGUCUGCCCUUCCCAGCAUGGCCAUUCCCAGCAUCACGGCCGAGCUGGGCGCCUCGUCCGCAGCCGCCGGUGUCCUGCCCAUCAGCAUGUUCCUCGUGGGCUACAUUUUCGGCCCGCUCAUCUGGGCGCCCCUUACAGAACACUACGGAAGGAGAUGCUUGACCGUCCUCACCUUUGCCGCCUUUUCGCUCUUCACCAUGGCGUGUGCCGUUGCCCCCAGCUGGCCGUCCUUCUUGGCCUUUAGGGUGCUCACCGGUCUUUUUGCCGGAGCGCCCAUCGCCACCUCGGCGGGCAUCAUGGCCGACCUGUUCCCGGACCACACGACUAGAGGGCGCGUGUUGGCCAUUUACAUGAGUUCCAUUCUAUGGGGCCCUUUAAUCGCCCCCGUCAUAUCAGGCUUCUCCGCCAUCUCCAUCGGCUGGCGCUGGACUUUCUGGAUCGGCUUCAUAUUCGCCGCCGCAUCCUUCUGCCUCGUGGCCUGGCUCCCCGAAACCUUUGCUCCAACUCUUCUUGCCCGGAGAGCCCAGAGGUUGCGCCGGCCAGCCCCCCCCUCUUGUCGCUUGCUUGCCCCCGGGGAGCUUCAGGAGAGGACCUUGGCACAGCUUCUCGCCAACGUCAUCACCCGGCCCGUGCGCAUGCUCGCCUCCGAGCUCAUCGUCAUAGCCACGUCCUUGUACGUGGCUCUCGUGUACGCCGUCUUCUACAUGUCGUUCCAGGCCUUCCCCAUCAUCUUCCGCGGCCUGUACGGGCUCAGCCCCGCCGAAACGGGCCUGACCUACCUUCUCAUCGGGGCCGGCGGCACGCUCAGCCUCCCCGUCGCCUGGUCCUGGGACAUGGCCUUGGCGAAGGCCCAGAAGCGAGGAUCCUGGUGGUCCGGACGCGAGGAAUUCCGGCGACUCCCGCUGGCUUGCAUGGGCGGCCCGCUCUUUGUCGUCUCCCUCCUUUGGCUGGGCUUCGGCGCCAAGACAUCCGUGUCCUUUGUCGUGCCCAUGCUGGCCGGCGUGCCCUUUGGCCUGGGCUUCAUGCUGAUAUUCACGUCCAUGCUCAACUACCUCACGGACGCCUACGAGACCUUUGCCGCCUCCGCCAACGCGGCUGCCUCGUGCUGUCGGUCCAUCUUGGCAAUGGUGCUGCCCCUGGCCACGACGCCCAUGUUUCGGCAGCUUCGUGUUGCCGGCGCGUGCGCGCUCAUUGCCGGGCUGAGCGCGCUGAUGUGCGUCAUUCCCUUCCUCUUCAUCUGGAAGGGGCCCGGCAUCAGGGAGAGAUCCAGCUUUUGCAUCGCCUUGAAGGAGCAGAAGGAAAAGACGCAGCAGACAAGACAGGACGCUCGACGGGCAAGCGCGGAAAGCGCGCGGGCUCGAGGACCGGGCAAGGGAACGGAUGUGGUAAUCAUUGAAGUCGUUUAG